ACACCCUUCCAAGAUGGCAGCCAACAGCAGCAGCACGGGUAGCAAGUCCAGCGGCGGCGCCGGAGGAAAACAGUCCGGCCCUUCAGCAGAGCAGGUGGUGUCAACAUUUCAGAGGAUGCGUCAGGAACAACGCAAUAUGGCUUCUAAAUCUGCUGAGUUGGAGAUGGAGAUCAAUGAGCAUAGCUUAGUAAUUGACACGCUGAAGGAAGUGGAUCCUUCGAGGAAAUGCUUUCGUCUCGUAGGAGGGGUAUUGGUGGAGAGAACGGUAAAAGAAGUCCUACCCGCCUUGGAAAACAACAAAGAACAGAUCUCCAAAAUAGUCGAGUCCCUUAACACACAGAUGCAGGCAAAAGGACGGGAACUCACAGAGUACAGGGAACGCUACAAUAUCCGGCUGGUGGGAGAGGGUGAAGGAGAGGGACAAGGCCAGUCAGCAGCGUCUUCCCGGGACAGUGAAGGGGGAGGGUCAAAAAGCGGUGCUGGUGUUUUAGUGUCAUAGUUUAUAACAAUAAUAUAGGGCGACAGUAGGGCCUUAUGAUUUCUGCAGUACUGAAAACAUAGUUGGAGUCACAAAAUUUAGAUUCAAAAACUGAACUUUUUUUUUUGAUAACUUUGGAUUUGGAUUUUACUGAAAUCUCUGCUAAAUAUAAUGCACUUGGUAGUGAAGUAAUUUGCGAAGUGUACAUAGUUCUCUGCUUACAUAUGUUCAGUAUGAAUGCUAAUGUGUGUAAAAUUUACUUGUCUAAUACUUUGCCUUUCAGUAAAACUGAAAUAUUGUGGCUUAAAUUCCUAAUACUUUUAGUCUUACUGUCAUCCACACAAAUGAGGAAAUAUUAUUUUACUGUCUCAGAUUGCAGAAAAUAAUUUUUCCUAAGUUAGAUAUAAUUGUCAGGGUGCUGGGUUGGAAUUUCAAAGUUAAAAAACACACACAAAAACCCACAUUCAAACGCCUAGAACAUACACGACAAACUAGAUCACAUUGUAUUUUAAGGCAAACAAGCUUUUGAAAACUGAAGAUUUUCGACUAACAACUUAAAAAUGAUUAAAAAUAAAAAGCUGAUUUCAUAGGGCCCUAAAGUAGGUUGAAAUUGUGCAGAAAGUCACCCUUACCAAGGCAGAACAGGUCCUGGAAGGCAUUUUGACAACACCUGUUAUGAGCAUGAACAAGGGAUUAUACUGUAAACAUGUCACUACAAAUCAAAACGAAUCUUUUAGCUUUAUUCACGUCCCUCUGAGAAAAUUGUAUUCACACAUAAGCCAUUCAUUGAAAGGCUGCUGGUUUGUAUUCAUAAUGCUGAUUUGAGGCCAGUUUGUGUUCAGUGGUUACUAAAGCACGCACUGUGUUGUGACCAGUGAAUGCUAGGACACAUUGAAAACACAAUAAAAGCUGUUAUAUUCUUUUUGAUCUGUAGCACAUGCUUGAGCUUGGAAUGGUUACAUUAAAUUGUUAACACAGUCUAAACUGACGAAAUGUCUCCUAGGACCUGGUUGGGACUGUCCACACUGUUCAUGUAGUUGUAAGGACAAAAAUGUUUUUGUUAAUGGUCAUGAAUUAAAGAAUGUCACAAUUGUGA
Molecule: messenger RNA, 1574 nt
Organism: Toxotes jaculatrix (banded archerfish)
Lineage: Eukaryota; Metazoa; Chordata; Actinopteri; Toxotidae
Gene: pfdn2
Product: prefoldin subunit 2
Exons: 4
Coding region: 14-499 (161 amino acids)
Biological process (GO): protein folding
Cellular component (GO): prefoldin complex; cytoplasm
Molecular function (GO): protein folding chaperone
Source: RefSeq, a predicted model, not a curated record